Molecule: messenger RNA, 1396 nt
Organism: Malania oleifera
Lineage: Eukaryota; Viridiplantae; Streptophyta; Magnoliopsida; Santalales; Ximeniaceae
Product: loganic acid O-methyltransferase-like
Exons: 3
Coding region: 39-1217 (392 amino acids)
Biological process (GO): methylation
Molecular function (GO): S-adenosylmethionine-dependent methyltransferase activity
Source: RefSeq, a predicted model, not a curated record
UGCUAGCUUCUGCACAACAGGGACACAGAAAAAGGGGGAUGAUGGCAAAUCUUGAGAAGGGCAAGGCGCUGAUGGCAAAGGAGGAGACAAAGAUAUUGAUCUCAAAUGGGGAGACCAACAUGUUGCAUGAAUCCCAUCCCAAGUCAAUCCCCAUGAACGGCGGAGAAAGCCCUUAUAGCUAUGCUCAACACUCUUUCUAUCAGAGAGAGAUGGCAGAAGCUGCAAAGAAUGCGAUCACUGAGGCAAUCACAGAGAAACUUGACAUCCAAAACCCUUCAUCCGAAUCUCCCCAACCCUUCCGGAUAGCGGACUUGGGCUGUUCCAUAGGACCCAACACCUUCAUCUCUGUGCAAAACAUAGUAGAGGCUGUAGAGCUGAAGUACCAAAACUGCAUUCAAGAAGAUCAGCACAACCCUAAACCCCUUGAGUUCGAAGUUUUGUUCAAUGAUCACGCCGAGAAUGACUUCAACACUCUCUUCAGAUCCCUCCCUCUCUCCCGACGCUACUUCGCAGGGGGCGUGCCGGGAUCUUUCCACGGCCGGUUGUUUCCGAGGUCCAGUCUCCAUUUUGUGAACUCCUUCAGUGCGCUGCACUGGCUCUCCAAGGUCCCGGCCGAGGUGGUGGACAGCAACUCUGCUGCAUUCAAUAGAGCAAACAUUUACUGCUCAGGGGCUGUGAAGGAAGUCACAGAAGCGUUUUCCGCUCAGCACAAGGAAGACAUGGAGGGUUUUCUGAGUGCUAGGGCAGAAGAGCUUGUUAAAGGAGGUUUGAUGGCACUCAAUUUAGUUGGGCUCCCUGAUGGGGUCAUUCUGGCCGAGACUGCCACUGGUAUGGGAUUUGACCUUUUGGAUUCUUGCCUUGUGGACAUGGCCAAGAUGGGUUUAAUAAGUGAAGCAAAAGUGGAGUCGUUCAACCUCCCAAUUUAUUAUCCACCUGCUAAGGAAUUGAUGGCAGUGGUUGAGGCAAAUGACCACUGUUUUAGGGUAGAAAGAUUUGACAUAUUGUCAUACCCAUUAAAGCAUGCUCCCGCUGAUGUCCAAAUGGUAGUGUCACAUACGAGAGCUGCGUUGGAGGGACUCAUCAUGAACCACUUUGGGAAUGAAAUUCUCGAGAAAUUGUUCAAUUCCUACGGCAAAAAACUUGAAGAGAAUUAUUUCAUUUUCGAUCAGAAAAAUCGUAAAGAUGUCGAUUUUUUCAUCCUUCUCAAGCGCAAGUAGUUGAAUAUCUUGUUUUCUUUCCUCACUAUGCUUGGAAUUUUAAGUAUGAACAACGUACAUUUUCCUUUAUGCUUGACUUAUUUAGUUUCUUCCAAUGUUACAUUUGAGAGGAUUGUUCUUUUUUCUUCUUUCUUGUCUCCUCUUAUAUAUUUAAUUUGCAAGGUGAUGUAUCCUCUCGA